AGAUAUUUCGCCCAAGGGUUUUUAGGGUUUAGGCAACUCCACUGGUUUGACGACUUGCCUCGUAGCUGCUCCUCUUCGCAUUUCCGAGUUCGUUUGAUCUUUCGUUUUGGAAUUUGGAAACAGCUGGAAUGUGGACGCUUCGUAGAGCUUCCAUUCAUCUCAGGAACCAGGAGUUGGUUUGGGGGACUGCCCGUAUAUGCUGUGGGAAAUUGGAGACACCUGGAUGCUGUCAAGGGAAUUACAAUUCUGAAUCACUUAAACCACAAAAAUUGCUGUUUGAUGGAUUGUUAUCUUCUCCUAGCUUUUUUACAACAUCCAGGCAUUCUAAGUUGUAUGAGGAUGUUCGGACCUUUUCUUCACAGGCUGAUGCUAAGAGCGGUGGAAAGGAAGAUGAUGAUGAUGAUGUGGAGGAUGGCUUCUCUGAGCUCGAAACUCCUCGUGACAUAGCUGAGGAUGAUAAUGAAGAUGAGGAGAGUGAUUCUGAAGAUACUGAGUUGGACACUAUUGGUUCCGAGAAUCAUGUUGAAGUGGAGAAAUCCCUAAAACCUAGAGGUAUUUCAUCAUUGACUAAAGCUAUACUAGCCGCACCUGCAUCAUCGGUGGGGACAGCAUUGGAUAAAUGGGUCGAAGAAGGAAACGAGAUAUCCCAAACAGAAAUCUCAAUUUCCAUGUCUCAACUUCGAAGACGGCGCUUAUAUCUCAAGGCAUUGCAGCUGUCUGAAUGGGCGGAAUCGAAUAAGCACAUUGAAUUUAAGGAGAGCAAUUACGCUGCCCGUGUGGAUCUAAUUUCUAAAGUAAAAGGCACCUAUAAGGCGGAGGAAUAUCUCGAGCAGAUUCCCGAGGAAUUCAGAGGCGAGCUAGCAUACCGUACUCUAUUAGCAAACUACGCUGCCACGACCAACGUAAAGAAAUGCGAGAAGAUAUUCAACAAAAUCCGGGAUCUAGGAUUGCCCCUCACCUGCUUUUCUUGCAACCAGUUGCUACUUCUCUACAAAAGGACCGACAAGAAGAAAAUUGCCGACGUCCUUCUCUUGAUGGAGAAAGAAAACAUCAAACCAACCCUCUUCACUUACUGGAUUCUAAUUGACGUGAAAGGGUUGUCGCGUGACAUAACCGGGAUGGAACAAAUCGUCGAAACAAUGAAGGCCGACGGAGUCGAGCCCGACGAUAAAAUCCGAGCGUCGUUAGCCCGUCACUACGUCGCUGCUGAUUUAAAAGAGAAAGCCGAGGCAGUGCUGAAAGAGAUGGAACGAGACGAUGAAGAUACGUUGAAAAACCACAGGAAGGUUUAUAGUUUACUAUUUCCGAUUUACGCUUCUCUAGGGAAGGAAGACGAAGUUGAGCGAAUCUGGAAAGCCUGCGAGUCGAAUCCGCGGUGGGAAGAAUGCCUCGCGAUAAUCGACGCCUGGGGGAAGCUUGGAAAAGUCGAGAAAGCCGAGGAAGCGUUCAACAAAUUGCUACAGAAAAUCAAGAAACCGAAUUCGAAACACUUCACGGCGCUCCUAAAGGUGUACGCUAAUCACAAAAUGCUGACGAAAGGGAAGGAGCUGGUGAAGAAAAUGGAGUCGUGCGGGUGCGUUAUCGGGCCGUUAACUUGGGACGCGCUUGUGAGGCUUUACGUCGGGGCCGGGGAAGUCGAGAAAGCCGCUUCGAUUCUCGAAAAGGCUGUGAAGCAGACGAAGAAGAGGCUGAUGCUUUUGUCGUAUCUGACGAUUAUGGACAAGUAUUCGGAGAGGGGCGACGUGCACAACGCGGAGAAGAUGUUCUUGAUGAUACGGCGGAGCGGAUACCCGUCGCGGCUGCGGGUUUAUCAGGGGCUGGUGCAGGCGUAUAUAAAUGCCAAGAAACCAGCUUAUGGGUUCAUUGACAGGAUGAAGGCUGAUAAUAUAUUUCCCAAUAAGUAUAUGUCUGGUCAGUUGGCUAAGGUUGAUGCGUUUAGGAAAUCAGCUAUUGCUGAUUUGCUUGAAUGAAUAUGAGAUGAGAUUUGUUGUUUAGGUGAAAACUUGGAGGAGAUGAGAUUUCUUUAAUUUUGGGGUUUUUUUUUGGUAUUUCUAUGCAUCGAUUUACAAAAGUAUAUGAAAGUUUUUAGGGGUAUGUUUGGGGUUUGGCUCGAAGUUUUUAUUAGAGUUUUGUUGGGAAAUUUGUUGAGUUUAAUAGUUACGUUUGAAUCGGCAAUCGGCAAAGAAUAUGACACUAUGUGAAAGACAACUUAUGAGGAGUCUUUUCUUAUACUAUUCUUUACUGGGCAAAGUUUGAUAUCA
This is a messenger RNA of Andrographis paniculata, 2261 nucleotides long. Its product is annotated as pentatricopeptide repeat-containing protein At1g80270, mitochondrial-like. The record is from RefSeq and is a predicted model, not a curated record. Gene Ontology annotation, cellular component: mitochondrion. Gene Ontology annotation, molecular function: protein binding. The coding region runs from base 129 to 1970 and encodes 613 amino acids. Lineage: Eukaryota; Viridiplantae; Streptophyta; Magnoliopsida; Lamiales; Acanthaceae. The transcript has 3 exons.